Molecule: messenger RNA, 369 nt
Organism: Raphanus sativus (radish)
Lineage: Eukaryota; Viridiplantae; Streptophyta; Magnoliopsida; Brassicales; Brassicaceae
Product: GRR1-like protein 1
Exons: 1
Coding region: 1-369 (122 amino acids)
Source: RefSeq, a predicted model, not a curated record
AUGCCUGAUCUUGUCGAGCUUCUUAGUCAGAUGCUCCCAAUUGCAGAAGCUAUGGGUGCAUUGAUAGAGGACAAAGGUCUUAAAGCUGUUGCCUCGUGUUGUAAGGAACUGCGAGAACUAAGGGUCUUUCCAUCUGGAGCAGAUGUCGAUGAAACAGAUGUUAGCUCUGACAGAACAUGGUCUGGUCUCUCUGUGUCUGAAGGAUGUCCAAAUAUUGAAUAUGUUCUCUACUUUUGUGUCCAGUUUACAAACGCAGCUUUGGUUAUCAUCGAAAGAACCCGUCCAAAUCUCAGAUGCGAUGGAGCUAUUUUGCUCCUGGCUACAUACAGAACACAGCAGCAACUUGAUGAAGGAUUCAAAGCCAUAUAG